AUGGAGCGCGACGGCUGCGUGGGGGUUGGGAGCCGCGGCGGCGAGGGCGGGCGCGGCUCCCGGGAGGGCCCGGCGGGGAACGGCAGCCACCCGGGCCGUUGCUCUGCAGCCGAGGCGCCCGGGGAGCCGCAGGCGGCCUCGUCCCUGCUGGCCCCCAUGGACCUGGGGGAGGAGCCGCUGGAGAAGGCGGCGAGCGCCCGCACGGCCAAGGACCCCAACACCUAUAAAGUGCUCUCGCUGGUAUUGUCAGUCUGUGUGUUAACGACAAUCCUUGGUUGUAUAUUUGGGUUGAAACCAAGCUGUGCCAAAGAAGUUAAAAGUUGCAAAGGUCGCUGUUUUGAGAGAACAUUUGGGAACUGUCGCUGUGACGUUGCCUGCGUUGACCUUGGAAACUGCUGUCUAGAUUACCAGGAGACGUGUAUAGAACCAGAACGGAUAUGGACUUGCAACAAAUUCAGGUGUGGUGAGAAAAGGUUGUCCCGAAGCCUCUGCUCCUGUUCGGAUGACUGCAAGGACAAGGGUGACUGCUGCAUCAACCAUGGCUCCGUGUGCCAAGGUGAGAAAAGUUGGGCAGAAGAAACAUGUGAGAGCAUUAAUGAUCCACAGUGUCCAGCAGGGUUUGAAAUGCCUCCUACCCUUUUAUUUUCUUUGGAUGGUUUCAGGGCAGAAUAUUUACACACUUGGGGUGGACUUCUUCCUGUUAUUAGCAAGCUGAAAACCUGUGGAACAUAUGCUAAAAACAUGAGACCAGUAUAUCCAACAAAAACUUUCCCCAAUCACUACAGCAUUGUCACAGGACUUUAUCCAGAAUCCCAUGGCCUCAUUGACAAUAAAAUGUAUGAUCCCCAAAUGAAUGCUUACUUUGCACUUAAAAGUGAAGAGAAAUUUAAUCCUGAGUGGUACAAAGGAGAACCAAUUUGGCUUACAGCUAAAUAUCAAGGCCUGAAGACAGGCACAUUUUUUUGGCCAGGAUCAGAUGUGAAAAUUAAUGGAAUUUUCCCAGACAUCUAUAAGAUGUAUAAUGGUUCAGUACCAUUUGAAGAAAGAAUUUUAGCUGUUCUUAAGUGGCUGCAGCUUCCUAAAGAUGAAAGACCACACUUUUACACUCUGUAUUUAGAAGAACCAGAUUCCUCAGGUCACUCUUAUGGACCAGUCAGCAGUGAAGUCAUCAGAGCUUUGCAGAGGGUUGACAACAUGGUUGGCAUGCUGAUGGAUGGUCUAAAAGAGUUGAACUUGCAUAGAUGUUUGAACCUCAUCCUUAUCUCAGAUCAUGGCAUGGAACAAGGCAGUUGUAAGAAAUAUGUGUAUCUGAGUAAAUAUCUGGGAGAUAUUAAAAAUGUUAAAGUUAUAUAUGGACCUGCAGCUCGAUUGAGACCCUCUGAUGUACCAGAUAAAUACUAUUCAUUUAAUUAUGAAGGCAUUGCCAAAAAUCUUUCUUGCCAGGAGCCAAACCAGCACUUCAAACCUUACCUGAAACAUUUCUUACCCAAGCGUUUGCACUUUGCCAAAAGUGACAGGAUUGAGCCCUUGACAUUCUAUUUGGACCCUCAGUGGCAACUUGCAUUGAAUCCUUCAGAAAGGAAAUAUUGUGGAGGUGGAUUUCACGGCUCUGACAAUGCAUUUUCAAAUAUGCAAGCCCUCUUUAUUGGCUACGGACCUGGAUUCAAGCAUGGCAUUGAAGUUGAUUCCUUUGAAAAUAUUGAAGUCUAUAACUUAAUGUGUGAUUUACUGAAUUUGACACCAGCUCCUAAUAAUGGAACUCAUGGAAGCCUUAACCACCUUCUAAAGAAUCCUGUUUAUACCCCAAAGCAUCCCAAAGAAUUCCGCUCCUUGGUCCAGUGCCCCUUCACAAGAGCCCCCAGGGAGAGCCUCGAUUGCUCGUGUGAUCCCUCGAUUUUGCCAAUUGUGGAUUUUCAGACACAGUUGAAUCUGACAGUGGCAGAAGAGAAGGCCAUUAAGCGUGGCACUCUACCUUAUGGAAGACCCAGGGUUCUCCGGAAGAACAGCACUGUCUGUCUGCUUUACCAGCACCAAUUUGUGAGUGGUUACAGCCAUGACAUCCUGAUGCCCCUUUGGACAGCCUACACCAUCGACAGAAAUGAUAGUUUCUCUACAGAAGACUUUUCCAAUUGUCUUUACCAGGAUCUCCGAAUUCCUCUUAGACCUGUCCAUAAAUGUUCGUUUUAUAAAAAUAACACUAAACUGAGUUAUGGGUUCCUUUCCCCACCACAAUUAAAUAAAGGUUCGAGUCAAGUAUCUUCUGAAGCAUUGCUCGCUACUAAUAUAGUGCCCAUGUACCAGAGUUUUCAAGUUAUAUGGCACUACUUUCAUGGCACCCUACUGCAAAGGUAUGCUGAAGAAAGAAAUGGUCUCAAUGUUGUCAGUGGUCCCGUCUUUGAUUCUGAUUAUGACGGACAUUAUGAUUCCUUGGAGACUCUGAAGCAAAACAGCAGAAUCAUCCGUAAUCAAGAAAUUCUGAUUCCAACUCACUUCUUCAUUGUGCUGACAAGUUGUAAAAAUACAUCUCAGACUCCCUCACAGUGUGAAAAUCUAGAUACCUUGGCUUUCAUUUUGCCUCACAGGACUGAUAACAGUGAGAGCUGUGCUCAUGGGAAGCAUGAAUCCUCAUGGGUUGAAGAGUUGUUGAGGCGACACAGAGCUCGAAUUGCAGAUGUUGAACACAUCACUGGACUCAGCUUCUAUCAAGAAAGGAAAGAGCCCAUUUCAGACAUUUUAAAGUUGAAAACACAUUUGCCAACCUUUAACCAAGAAGGCUGAUGUUUUUUAUUCCAAAACCACGCCGUAAAUCUUUUUGAAAGAACCUUCUGUUUUAUACAUCCUCUAUUUACACUAUUGCAUUGUUUGGAGACUGUUGACCGGAGUUAGAACUGGGAAUCCUCUUGUGAUACACAACCAUCUCAGGGAAACUUGUGGCCUCCGCAUAACAGUAGGAAAGUGUUCCUAUUGAGUCACGCACGUGUCUGAAUGUGUAAGAAUUGUUCAGAUUUGGGAAUAAAGACAGACCAUACCUAAAACUGCUCUUCUACUUCUCUUAAGGGCAGAAGUAGCUGUGAACAUUCUCUGGACACCAGAUGUUUGAAUCUUAUUAUCAUUAAUAAACUUCUAUGAUGCUGGCAAACACUAGACUAAUGAGUAGGAUUGGAAUAGGCCAUGUUUCAUUCGUUUCUUCACAAGAAUUUAAAAGUGAUUCUGGAUUCUUUUUAACUUGGAGUUUAUUUUAAUCUUAAUCAUAAACGUUAAUGGAAGCAAAAAUAUUUGAGGCCCUAUUUCUAUCUUUUCUGUAUAGCCCCCCAAAAGCCAAAGUAUGUAAUCCUGUGUUAUGUUUUAACUGUGACUGGGCUUCUUCAGAUUUAAUGAUUCUUUCAAGUUAAACUUUGAGGGAAGACCUGUAUUGAGUACAUCUUUUUAUAAAAUUUUACUCUACAUUUGUACCAAAGAAGAAAAAUAUUCCCAUCCUUCUCACUGGUAUUUAACAUAGGUUGAAAAUAACUCCCAAAAUGGUUAUUUUAGACUGUUAAAAGUAUGUCUUGUCUUAGUGAAGCUUCACAGAGCUUGUCAACUCAUGCAAGGUGGCAUUUUUCAUCCAGAUAGUAGGAAUGUUUUCCUCUGUGCACAAAAAAUGACGCUACCAGCAGCAGAGCUAUACUGUUCUGAGCUGUUCAUUUUGAAGUUCCAUUGUUUUGAAGAGAAUGUGUUACCAUCAUUUUAUAUCUUCUCGGUAGUCAUGAUAAAUGAACUUGAUUUCUCUGCUUCAUAGACUAUACCCUUUAGUACCAACCUGUGGACUUUCAAAAGCUACGUUCACUUUUAGGCUACUUGGGUCUGAUACAAGUGCUAUAUUAAUACAACAAAGAUCUGUAUUUGUCCUUCAUAUGAUACUUGUUCUUCAAAAGCAUAGGGGCCACAAAGACCUAAUUUAGAUAAUACAGUUUGCAUCUGAAAAUUAUUUACUAAUUUAGAAAGUCUCAUUGGUUUUGUUUUAGUCCCACAGAUCCCUGAGAUUCUGUACAUUUUUUUUCCCCAGUCUGUUUUUUUCUCAGAUUGGGUAAUUUCUAUUGUUCUUUCUGUCUUCAAGUUCGUGGAUUCUCUCCUCUGUCUAAUCCAUUCUGCUGUUGAGCCCAUCCACUGAUUUUUAUAUUUCAGCUAUUGUGUUUUUUAUUUCUAAAAUUUCCAUUUGAUUCUUCUUUGUAGCUUUUAUUUCUUUGCUGAGAAAUUUUAUCUCUUUGCUGAGACUUUCCAUUUUUACAUUUGUUUCAAACAUGUUCAUAAUUGCUUAUUGAAGAUUUUUAUGAUGGCUGUUGUAAAAUCCUUGUCAGAUAAUUCCUACACGUGUCAUCUUUGUGUUGGCAUCUGUUGUCUUUUUUCAUUCAAAAAGAUUUUUCUGGUUCUUGUUGUAGUGAAUGAUUUUCAACUGAAACCUGGAUAUUUUAGGGAUUAUGUAUGAAACUAUGGAUCUUAUUUAAACCUUCUGUUUUAGCUGACUUUCUCUGUCAUCACCCUAGCAGGGGAAUUGGGGGCACUGUCUUAUUAUUGCCAGGUUCCUUACUCAGCCUCUAUUGACAUGGGGUAAUAGGGGACCCUUGUUACUAGGCAGGGUGAGAAUUCAGCUUCCCACUGGGUCUCCGUUGAUGCUUCCCUGGCUGAGAUGUGCAGGGCACCUUGUUACUGCCCCCAUGUGGUCUCCACUGAUGUGGACAGGGUGGCAGGGAAAACUUUAUUAUCACUAGGUGGGAAUGAAAUUACCAGUUUCCUACUCAGUCUUCUCUGAUGCUAUCCUGGCAGAGGACUUGGGGCACCUUUUCACAACCUGGCAAACCUCUGUCUUUGCUGGCAUCGGUGAGAUCAUGGUCUUUGAUGUGGUGUGUAGUUGGAGUGGAGCAGUUAUUGUUUUCUCCCUUGCUAGGCCACUCCUCUUCUGGUCCUCUGGCUGGUGAGAUAGCAGGCUUUUCUUGGGGCUUCUUUUUGUCUGUACUCGUUGACAUUUCCAGGUUGCUGACUUCUUCAGCAGCAAGUCUGGCAUAUAUGAACUAAAAGAAAACCCAGCAGAACUCAUUACAGUGUUGUUCCUUGGGUCCCGAGAUCCCUAGCCUGUCUGCCUUCUCCUCUCCACCUUUCAGAAUCUUCCUAUGUUUGUUUUAUGUAUAAUAAUGAAGAUUUUUAUCUGCACUUAGCAGAAGGAUAUCUACUUCUUUAUAGAAGUGUCUCAUUGAUUUUUAUAUAUUUUUCAAAACACAUGCAGACACAGUUGCCUCUACAUAGAGCAUCUUAGCAGAUCUUAAUUAAAUGGAUGGAUGCCUUUCUCCUUUGCCAGACAGCAAGAAUACGGAGAAAAGCAAGUUACAAUCCUUCCAGUCUUGGUGAGAGAGAGGAGGCAGCAGAAGUGUAAAUGAUCCCUAAAAGAUGGUAAAUGUUAUAAUGGAGCCAUGGGCAGGGUGCCAGGGAGUACAAAGCAGGCACUGGGUGCAGCUUGGCAGUAUCAGCAGUGGCUUCCCAGAGGUGGUAAUGAUUGGGCUAGGACUUGCAGGAUGAAUUGGAGCUCUGCAGGUGAAUAGGUGAAACAGCAUUCUAGCCUCCCUUGGGUGGAUACAUUUGGGGCAUUUUUCCAUUUACUGCUACUUCCGAUAUUUUCUACAAGUGUCACUGUGACCAACUUACAAUAUGCAACUCUUUCAUUUUUCUUACUUUGUUAAUCUCCCGUUUUUAAAGGAAAUGUCAGACUAUAAAUUCUGUGCUGAUUCUUUAAAGGAAAAGGCAUCCACAUCUGUUCCUACUUAGCUUUCAGUUGCUCUUAUACAAUAUGCUUUUUUUUUUUUCUCGUCUUGAAAGAGACCCUUUCUUGCACCCUUUCAUCUACUUAAGACAUGUGACUAGUCACCAGUUUGAACGGUAAAUUCACAUGAUCAUAUAUGGAAAUGUAUGUAUCCUACUUUUUUCAAUAAAGGCUAUUCUUUCCUUUUCAAAUGCACAGCAAAACCUUUAUUUAUCCCUAAUUUUGCUGCCAUGCCUCCAGUCAGUACUUCUUAAAUGAGGUAAGUAACUCUCAUACAUAAUUUUCUAGCUGGUUAGUUUAUUCAUGGCAGAGCAAAAAAUCAGGUGAAACCUAAAAAUAUUUCCAAGAAUCCAGAGAAAAGAGGGCAAACCUUAGGGGGAAGAAGGCGAAUGUUCAGGUUCCGGCAGGGUAAGGAGAUAUGCACAGCAUGGUUAGGCCAGUUGGCCUGGUUGGUCCUGUUUAAGGAGAUAAGACCCACCAGGAUAGAGCUGAACCACUGAGUCCUCCAGGAUAGGCUACGGCCACCCCGCCUUGACUAUUUUCUGCCAUUAGCUGCAAUAACUGUCCAGCCCGGAUCUGUGGGUACGUGUUUAUCUGUAAUUGAAACUGUUGUUUGAACUUUGAAACUAAAUGUGAUUAUACUUCACGCUGAAGCCUAUCACAGGAAUUUGGUGUGUGGGUGCUUUCAUAAGCACCAAGUUAAAU
Physeter macrocephalus (sperm whale) is the source of this 6496-nucleotide messenger RNA. It is a transcript of the gene ENPP1, whose product is annotated as ectonucleotide pyrophosphatase/phosphodiesterase 1. The transcript is spliced from 25 exons. Gene Ontology annotation, cellular component: cell surface. NCBI's taxonomy places the organism in Eukaryota, Metazoa, Chordata, Mammalia, Artiodactyla, Physeteridae. Gene Ontology annotation, biological process: nucleoside triphosphate catabolic process; regulation of bone mineralization; inorganic diphosphate transport. The record is from RefSeq and is a predicted model, not a curated record. Gene Ontology annotation, molecular function: metal ion binding; nucleic acid binding; phosphodiesterase I activity. The coding region runs from base 1 to 2778 and encodes 925 amino acids.